This is a messenger RNA of Malania oleifera, 1397 nucleotides long. RefSeq lists its product as uncharacterized. The record is from RefSeq and is a predicted model, not a curated record. NCBI's taxonomy places the organism in Eukaryota, Viridiplantae, Streptophyta, Magnoliopsida, Santalales, Ximeniaceae. The coding region runs from base 98 to 1048 and encodes 316 amino acids. The transcript is spliced from 6 exons.
GCCAAUACAGACACGCAAGGAAAAGGAAAAGGAAAAAUCUGCACCUCCGAACUUCUGGCCACAAAAGCAGGCAGAGAGAGCCAGCAGUUACCCGCGCAUGUUUGUACUUUUAAACGCAUGGUUUCUAAUAUGCGCCCAACAAAAAACACCGGCUCUCGUCACUUCGUCUUGCUUCUACGCCAGCGCUCGGAAGCAAAUGGCUUCUCUGCAGAUUCUUAAGUCCCGUUUGUCUCCAAUUUCUCGUUCUCAAUCCGACUUCUGUGGCAAAUCGAGCUGGUUUUGUUCUGAAUCUGAUUUCGAAGCGAACAGGAAGCGGAUUCUGAGGUUGAAUACCUGCGGAAGCUCCAAAAAUUUGAUCAGGAAAGGGCAUAAGGUUCGCUGCAGACUUCAAGAAGGCGAUAACAAAAGCAGUGGUGAAGAACCUCCAGAAUCAUUGUUCAUGAAGGAAUUGAGAAGAAGGGGCAUGACUCCUACUUCACUGCUCGAGGACAACAAUAGGAGCAUCUAUGAACUAGAUGAAGAAAUGAAAUUAAUUGAAGAUGAAGAAGGUUUCUCAAAGAGAAACUCAGUCUCAGCUGAUUUUGAGAAGGGUGUAUUUAAUCAAAGAGACCGCUCCAUGGCAUUGAAUAGUGAAGGUCUCGAGGGGUUGAUUCCGCGAGCUAAACUUUUGCUGACAAUUGGAGGAACAUUCUUCUUUGGAUUUUGGCCACUGAUCCUUAUAGCUGUUACAUUCUUUUCUGCCCUGUACCUCUACUUUGGACAAGCAUUAGUCCAUGAUGCAAGCACCAUGCCCAUAGUCCCUCCACAAUAUUUCGAUCCAUACACCCUUCUGGAAGAUGAAAGGAUUUCACAAACGGCCCCAGAUGAGGUUGAAGUAGUAGACCGCAAUGGUACUAUGAAGACAGAAGACAUUCACCUCCGAAACAUGGGGGUUCGGGCGCAACGCCAUCGGUGGGGUGUAUGGAGGGCAACCCCCCUAGACGGCGGGGUUCGGGGACUGACGGUAGGCCCCGACAAGAUGGUAUGGCCUAUCCAGUGUGAACGGUGAGCAUGGUAGGCGAGCGACGGUUACCAAUGUGAACGAUAGCCGCGGUUAGUGGAUGACGGUCACCAGUGUGAACUGAGGCCAUGGUAGGUGAGCCACCGCCACCUACCAUGGUAAGUGAGCCGCCACCACCUACCACAGUAGGUGAGCCGCCUAUGUGUUUCUUCCACAGACCAGAGGCUAUAAAUAAGACCCCCCCACCGGAACAAAGCACACAUCUCAACUGCAAGUUGUGCCCUCUUCUGUUAUUUCUAUUUGUUGUCUUUUUGCCAUUGAAGCUCAUUUAGUGAGCGCAUGGUUGGAUAAUUUGUUGUAAUUUGAUUGAUGUAAUAAAACUGUGUUAUCUCUUCAA